AAACAGAUAGCAAAACCAUCGACUUCAUUGAAAAGGAAGUGUGUAGAGGGUGAUACUUCUCUUCUUGACAUUCAUUAGUCAACAGAUCUAGUUUGUCAUAUCUUCUUAGUAAGACACAUGGAUACUCAAUCGAGCACUGCUCCUCAAGGCUCCCCUGCUCCUCAAGACUCUCCUGCUCCUACAGUCCCUACUUCACAGGCUACAUCUAAGAAAAAGAGAAAGCCGACACAAAUGAAAAGUUUAGCCCGUAAGCGCAUGAAAGGGCCCAAAAUAUCACUUGAUGUGGAUCCCACUACUGGGAUAGUUUCAGGGCCAAACAAAGCUCAAUUUUCAAGUUAUUUGGGAACCCUUGCUAGAGACAAGAUUAGUAUUUUAGUUCCUUCUUGGAAAGAAGUCCCACAAACUACUAAAAACAUGAUUUGGCAGGAUAUUUUGGGAGUGUAUGACAUUAGUGAUACUAAUAUAUUGAAGAGUAAAAUGCUUUCAUCUGUUGCUACAAAAUUUAGGCAACAUAAGUCUUAUCUUACAAGAGAGUGGGUACAUGGGAAAUACAAGGGUAAAAGUCCUUCUGAUGAGUAUAAUAUUGACCUUGAAGAAUGGAAAAAAUUUAAAGAAAUUCGAAAUGACCCUUCUUGGAAGCUUGUAAGAAAAAAAGCACAAGAUAUCCAGAAACUUAAUAAUGCUCCCCACUUAUUAUCUCGUGGGGGUUAUGAGUUGCUUGUGAGAAAUUUUAUGAAAAGUGAAAUUAAGAGACUUAAGGAGGAAGCAAUACAAUCUGGUGCUAGUGAGGAUGUAGUGAUUGAUCCUCCACCUCCUCCUUCAUGCCAUAGGUUGUGGAACAUGGCUCGCACAAAAAGUUCGGGUGAGAUGACUUCUGAGUCUGCUAACCAAGUUGCAGAAAAAAUUAAUGAGUUGGAGGAGCAAACAUUACAAGGUUCUUUUAUUCCCGAAGGUCGUCAAGAUAUAUUGACUACUGCCCUUGGGCGACCAGAGCACCCUGGUCGUGUUCGUACAGCUGGGGCUGGUGCUACUAUUAGUAAUUACUUUGGACCAUUGUCAAAAGGCUCAUCCUUAUCUAAAUUGAGCCCCCAGGAUUUUGAAGCCCUCACACAACAAAUAUAUAUACGAGUCACACAAAGUUUAAUGUCAAAGUACCCAAAUAUGAGUGCUCAACAGUCACAUGAUGUUCCUCCAGUUGAGGUAGAUCAUGCUAUGGUGGCUCGUGCUAGCACUAAAGGUAGUUGUCCAACUCCUUCAAGUGCUACUAUUGUUUGUAAUCCCUUUGGGGGUGAGCCUCAUGCUGAUAUCUCCAAUCAAUGUGAGUUAUGCAUUGAUGAGAUUCCUCCUCGUGUAGUGGCCAUUGGUAGAGUUUAUGAGGGGAGUUUAGUCAUAUACCAUGUGCCUUUGACAAAUGAUUUGGUGAAGGUGGUUGUUGAGCAAGUUCGAGAUUCUAAUGCUCCAGUUCCCGUACCUACUUCAGAGGUUCAAUUGGUUGGACAGGCCCUACAGACUUUCAUUUCAUGGCCGAGACAUCUUGUGAGAGAUAUUUCAACCACGGGAAUUGAUGGAGAAAACAUACGAGUACCACCUCCUGAUAGGUCAAAACCUAAUAGUGAUCCUAUUAGUGACUUGCGUGAGGCAUCAAAGUCCUUACUUUAUGGCCAACCAUUUCAGGUGAUAUGUCCUGCAAGUCUAUUUGGUGUCAACAAUCAUGAUUUUAAGUUGUAUAUUUCAUUUCAAGAUAUAUAUGAAUUAAUACAACGUGAAAUGCUCAACAUCUCAAUCAUACAAUUAUGGAUGUUAUAUCUGAAUCAAAAAAUUGAGGAGCUUGGCCAUGGUGACUUGUAUGGAUUUUUUGAGCCCCAGACAAUACAAAAAUCAGGGAAUAAAAAAGCUGAGUCUCAAAAUUAUAUCAAUGAAAGGAUAAAAACUUCACCAAAGCAAAUUUACUUGGCUCCUUAUGUCGAUCAAAAUCAUUGGCAGCUCUUGGUUCUUUGUCCUACAAACAAUGUUGCAAUCUGGUUUUGUUCUUUGCAUCGUAAGCCCAAUGUACAAUUCAAAAAUUUAAUAAAAAGUGUUAUGGUUGUGUAUAAUGUUAUGAGUGGUAGAUCUACAGCACAACCAAAGAACCUAGAUUGGAUUUACCCCAUGAGUAAUAUGCAACAAGGACAUUAUGAAUGUGGAUACUACGUGAUGAAUUGGAUGUUGGACAUAAUUGAAGGAGAAGUAACAACUGAUUGGAUCGAGCUUUUUGACGAUGUUGCACCAUUGCUAGAAACAAAAUUGGAAGACAUUCGCAGUCAAUGGGCAAAGUUCUUUUUAGAAAAAUUUAGAAAUAGAUCAUGAUUUUUUAUGAGAUGUUACAUUUUGGUUUCUGGUUACGUGGACGGUUAGAUCACAUUUUAGUUUUUAUUUCUGGUUGAUUUGAUGUUGUAUUGCUAUACUUAUUCGUUAUUAUGUUUGUAUUAUAUCAAAUUUUAGUUUCUAUUUUUGAUUUGGUAUUCUACUAGA
Messenger RNA from Cajanus cajan (pigeon pea), 2511 nucleotides. NCBI's taxonomy places the organism in Eukaryota, Viridiplantae, Streptophyta, Magnoliopsida, Fabales, Fabaceae. The record is from RefSeq and is a predicted model, not a curated record.